GAACCUUGGCAGUGUCCGAAAUGGCCCCCUAUACCCUAAUAUAAUGCACGGUUUGAGGGGACAUCCAUUUUUUUAGUGGUGUCCGAAUUCAUAGUGGACAUUGAGUGCACUCAAUCCCAUGAUGCAUCAUAAUAACGAGUGUACAACCGAUGUUAACUCGCGGUUAGCUGCUAGCCAUCGUGAUGCUCGACGCCCGCAGCGUUUCCAGUGCACAGUGUCUGAAUUUACUCGCUCGUUUUCACCCGCUCCUUAAAGUGCCAGUGGACUUUAUUAGUGAACUAAUGUUGGGAAUAGUGAAUGAGGGUAUAGUGGGCGAUUUCGGACACAGCCCAUGAGAGUAGAGCACAACUUUAUCCCCUGAACAGUUUUCUUGCGGAAGUCGAGCCCGAGGCUCUGUGGUAUUUUUAUAAAUAUGUCUUAACCCAACAAAAACUGUUCUUGUCAGCAGUCCGUAUGUGACGGGAUAAGCACAUAUAAAGGGCACAUAGGUUUAAGACUCCAGUACUGCCAGGGCCUUCAAAAUGGCCGGUAACCAGCAGUCCGCUGUUGUCUACCUCAGAAAGACCUGGGGGAACCUGGUGACCAAGAUGCAAAACUUUCCAGUCAUUGUUGAGAAUCUUCAUCAGCGGAGGGUUUUUAAUGACUAUGAUGUGGGUGCUGUCAAAGCGAUGAGCACAGAGCCUGAUAAAGCCAGAUAUAUAUUGAAAAGGGUCACAAACCAGGGGGAAUGCGCCAGUUAUGAGUUACUCAAGAUUUUGGAUUUCACUUGGAAGAGGACAUUACAUCCAAGUUUACACAAAUGGAUCAAACGUUACUCCUUCAGGGAAGACUCGGAGGCCAACUCUUCAUUUGGUGAAGCUUCAGUCACACCAAAGUUUGGAGCUGAACAGACGAAAGGCACAGCGCCCUGUCAACAUUACCUGACACAGCUUAAGAUGAAAGCAAAAAGUAUCCUGGAGAACCAGAGGGAUCAUAGGAGUAAAUAUUUGCUUCACAAACAGCAAGAAAAUUUCCAUUUCAUACCGCUUGCUUCAAAAAAGGAAACUGUGAAAAGGGAGCAAUCUUAUUCUUCUCAGGAGGAAUAUGUGGAAAUGGGGGAUGGCACAUAUUCUUCAGAUGCGGAAGUAGAAUGUCUCUAUAUCGAGCCUUUUUCUUUAAAAAGUGAUUCCGUGAUAAAAAAAACAAAAUUUGAAGCAAAAAACAAAAAACGACGAAAGAAAAAGCUGGGAGCUCACUUUCCUAACAAGGAAGAAACGGUUUCACCUGAAGAUUUACUAACAAUGCAGAACAAGAACAUCCUGCUGUUCGGCAAACCUGGAAUUGGAAAAACCACAAUCGCCCAGCAAAUGUUGCAUCUAUGGACGGAGAAAACCAUCAGAGUACCAGACUACAUGUUUUAUUUUGAUGAAACUAUUGUCUCCCACAGUUCCAACCUGAUGAAUCUUGAUUCUCUUUUGUUUGAUGUGUAUGUAAAAGCAAAAGAAGAAGACCAACAAGAGGUGCUUCAAGAUAUGAAAGACAAUGUUGAGAAUGUUGUUUUCAUAUUUGAUGGUGUCACUCGUCUGCAAGAAGACUCUGUCUUGAAGAAGAUCAUGAACCAUGAUGUGCUACGUAAGGCGAAAGUCAUAAUAACAUGCAGAACAGAGAUGGAAAAAGAUUCUCUUUUCUCAGAUUGGCCAACACAGAAAGUGUAUGUUCAAGGAUUCAGUGAAGAGUCUAUCAGAAUUUACUAUCAGAUGAUGUUGGGUCACAAUCCUGAUCUUCUGAAUGUGGUGUUGAACAAUCAAGAGCUGUUCAGUCUUAGUUAUGUGCCUAUGUAUGCGUUCAUGAUUGCAAAUAUGAUUCUUCUCAAAGACGACACGGUGCUCAACAAUCCACACACAGUCACAAACAUGAACAUCCACAUUUUCUUUAAUGCUUUGAUGAAAUAUGGGGAUAAAAACCUUUUGGAAAUUGAUGAGUAUUUGAAAGAGAUCAAAGAUCAGCUUGAUCUCUUAAUGAAAAAUGCAUUCAGUGCAACUGAGCAGAAAAGCCUGAACCUUCCAGAGAUCAGCGGUGAUGAAACUGACAUUUGUCAUGCUUUUCUGAAAAUGAUCACAAUAAGAGACAGUCUGACGUCUGAAACAAAAUACUGUGCGUUUCUCCACAACACAAUGCAGGAAUUCUUCUCAGCUUUGUGGCUUGUUGAGAAUCCAGAUGAAAUUGAGAAAGUCCUGAAACUGUGUCAGACUGAAGAGAGUCAACACAUGAGACAUGUUCUGCCUUUCCUGUGUGGACUUCUGGGAGAACAUAACAACAAACUCCUCAAGUGUCUCUUCUCAGAGGAUCAGAUGAAGAAAACAUCCGAACGGUUCAUUGAGAAACUUUCGGACACUUUCCUCAAACCUCAGAGUGAUGGUGAAGACGUUGAUCUUCUCUAUGUGUGUCAGUGCUUGUAUGAGCUUCAGUCAUCUAACGCUUGCUUGAUGUUUCUGGAGAAGAUGAAGCAUCAGCUGGACAUUGAUGUGAAUCUGGACCCUCAUCAGAGUUGUGCUUUUUCUUACGUGAUCAGUCAAUCCAGAGAUAAAGAAGUUCAUCUGAAUUUGCAGGACUUCACUGUAUCUGACUCAGGAAUGAUCAUGAUUCUCUUUUGCACGCCAAAGAUCAGAUUGAAACCUUGCAAUGCUGCUUUCAAUCAAAUCAAAGUCUUACUACAAUUCAUUCAUAAAGUUUCUGUUAAUAAAACAACUCUGGAGGGUGAGAAGAGGAAGAGAUCGCACUGCUGCUGCAACUCUUUUCACAAUAACACCCCAGAACUGGGUGAUGCCCUGCUGGAUCUUUACUCACAUGUGAAGGACUAUGAGACUCAAACAGGCAGGAGUUUUCUUCCAGCGUUACAGCCGGUUUUCCAGUCAUCACCUGAUGUCUGGUUCAUAGAUCUUUCAGAGAGAAAGUCCUCCAUCCUCCUGGAAGUGUUGAAGCUCCAGACAGUGAAGAAACCAGUAGAGCUGAGAGGAUGGACAGAUGAAGAGAGUGAAGUGAUGAGUUUCAUUCAGUGUCUGCCCCACAUCUCACAACUGGGGUAA
This is a messenger RNA of Triplophysa rosa, 3065 nucleotides long. RefSeq names its product protein NLRC5-like. The record is from RefSeq and is a predicted model, not a curated record. NCBI's taxonomy places the organism in Eukaryota, Metazoa, Chordata, Actinopteri, Cypriniformes, Nemacheilidae. The transcript has 4 exons. The coding region runs from base 522 to 3065 and encodes 847 amino acids. Gene Ontology annotation, biological process: regulation of apoptotic process. Gene Ontology annotation, molecular function: ATP hydrolysis activity.